Molecule: messenger RNA, 2129 nt
Organism: Fimicolochytrium jonesii
Lineage: Eukaryota; Fungi; Chytridiomycota; Chytridiomycetes; Spizellomycetales; Powellomycetaceae
Product: kinase-like domain-containing protein
Exons: 5
Coding region: 318-1988 (556 amino acids)
Biological process (GO): protein phosphorylation; regulation of signal transduction; G protein-coupled receptor signaling pathway
Molecular function (GO): ATP binding; G protein-coupled receptor binding; G protein-coupled receptor kinase activity
Source: RefSeq, a predicted model, not a curated record
CGACCAAAGCCCCGAAGGGUCUUCGCGUUCAGACUUCAAACCAACUAUUUGAGGCUUGCACUUUUGCAAAACACAAGGGCCUCAACAACUCAACGAGACUCACGUCAUCCGUAUAACUAGCAAACCCUUCCAGACUCUCUCGCUACUUUGAAAACGGUCUCGCCUGGUUUGACGAACGGAGCUGGGCUUUGGAAUCCCGCGUUUGAAAUUUCGGCAAACUGAAGUCUGGACCAGAGUCUGGACUCACUUCGACGAGCAACCUCAAUUGACGCAUAGCUACCCAGCACUGGUGGCUGCCUUGCGCCCACGGAGAAGUUAUGGGUAACACACAGGCCCGCCCACCGCCCGGGGCCCCGGUGGACCUGCGCCAUUUCGAGCUUCUGCAGUACAUCGGAAAAGGGGCGUUCGGGAAAGUGAGGGUGGUGAAGCGGAAGGACACGAACAAAAUCUACGCGAUGAAGUAUAUCGACAAGGUGGAAUGCGUCAAGAUGCGCGCGGUGCAUAACAUCUUUCGCGAACGGCGGAUAUUGGAGGAGAUUGAUCAUCCGUUUGUUGUGAACCUUCGAUACGCCUUUCAGGACGAUAGUUGGCUGUUCAUGAUCACGGAUUUGAUGGCUGGAGGCGACAUGCGUUUUCAUAUCGACCAGAGGCAUGGAUUUCCGCAUGAAUCUGUGAGAAUCAUGGCGGCCGAGUUGGUGUGCGCUCUCGAAUACCUGCAUAAGAGGAAUAUUGUGCACCGGGAUGUGAAGCCCGACAAUAUCUUGUUUGACGAGAAAGGACAUGUUCAUCUGACGGAUUUCAACAUUGCGGUGCACUACAAUAGGAAGAACAAGCUCACAUCUGAAUCGGGGACGCUGAACUACAUGGCCCCGGAGGUUUUUACGAAAGUCGGGUACAGCUGGCCUAUCGAUUGGUGGGGUCUGGGAAUCGUCAUUUUCGAAGCCCUGUACGGACGAAGACCGUUCCGCAGCGGCGAGGACGAUAAUGUUGUCAAGGACAACAUAUGCCAUCAGGAAUUGGAAUUUCCGGAUCGGAAUUUGCUCGAUGCCAAACCAGUAGAGCUACCGCUAGAGGUGGAAGACUUCAUACGCCGCCUGGUUGAGCGCGACGUAAGAAAACGAAUCGGGUGCGGAAUCAUGGGUGUGGAAGAGAUUGAAGCCCAUCCGUGGUUUCGAGGAAUCAACUGGCAAACGGUGGAGAAACUAGAACUACAGCCAGUUUUCGUCCCCGACGCCACGCGCGGAAACUACGAUCCAUUAUUGGAUCUGGAAGAAAUGUUUGCAGACACCGAACCAUUAGCCUACAAAUCCAGACAGAAGAAAGCACCGAAGGCGAAAUCGCAAGAUCUUGCUGUAGUAGAUGCGGACACGCCGACAGCUGGAAAGGAAGUUCGAGACGAACGAUGCUUGACGAGCCCUAUCGAACAUAGCGACGAGAACAGCCCUUCCGCGCCAAACCAGCCGGAACGAACACCAGAAGAGAUAAUGCAGAGGGAGCUCGAUUACCUUGACGAGCACUUCAAACACUUUGACUACAGCGUCUACGAAAGCUAUAGAGGAUUCGUAGACGAGAGGACGAUGAGCGUGUCGGAACAAGUUCCGGAGUGGGUCAAAAAUCUAGAUGAGGCGGGCACAUCCCCAGUAUCAAUACCAGCCCCGCUACCAGAGCGGACAUCUAUGGCCUCCAGCAUCCUGGAGUCCCCGAUAGGAACGCCUCCUGCCGAGUUGAGCCGGAUGGGCAGCCUUGUGAUGAAGACUGUGUGGGAACCACCACGGGCUCCACCACCACCAGAGGAGUUUGUCGGCAAUGAAGGGUUGUUCGAUCCGGAAAAGUCGACGGGAGAUUUAUCUUUCCCACGGGCAUCUGCCGCGCCAAAGUCAGCUGGGCCAGCUGUUUUCGACUCGACAGCGCCGGGCUGUCACGGCCAGCAGGACUAUGACUUGGCGACGAUGCACAAGGAAGCGAGACAGUCGGUUGCCACAUUAUAGUAGCUUUCUCUUCGUUGAGGGGAUCUACACUUUUGGACAGGGAGGUUGUUCGGGAUCACUGCAUGUAGAUUUAAGUAGAGGCAUAGUUCUUUUUAAUAGACUUGUUGUGUUCUUAUGGCGGUUGGGAUCCGCCGAAGCGCG